This is a messenger RNA of Fibroporia radiculosa, 297 nucleotides long. RefSeq lists its product as uncharacterized. The coding region runs from base 1 to 297 and encodes 98 amino acids. The record is from RefSeq and is a predicted model, not a curated record. Lineage: Eukaryota; Fungi; Basidiomycota; Agaricomycetes; Polyporales; Fibroporiaceae. The transcript is spliced from 3 exons.
AUGUUGGAUGAUAAGAUGAAGGGUGAGGGGAACAAUGAGGGCAAGGGCAAGGAUGCUAAGGAGGGUGCAAGGGUGAUGGCAGCAAGGGGGGCAACUUGGUUCACCACUGAGAAGGUCAUUGAGAGCUUGUUUGGCAAUGGGGGUGGUGAUGGGAGUGGGGGUGUGUUUAAGGUUGAGUCAGAAAGUGUAGGUCUCCUUGAGGAAGAUGAUGGCGAGGACGAGAAGGAAGAUGAGGAGGGCAAUGAGGAGCCAGCUAGUGAGGAGAAGAGCAAUGAGGAGUGUAGUGGAUGUCAUUGA